CUGGUGUGUAAAUAAAAGAUUACACGGAUGUGUUUAAAAAAAAUUAUAUGUGUAAAAUUUAGGAAAGAGAGAGUAUGGAUCGCGACAACACCGUAAAAAGAGAAAACAACCCAAGAGCAACGGCAAAUAUUUUCUCAUUGGUGACAUUUUUUUACACUCUAAAAAUUUACAUAAAAGGGUUCACCAAAGGUCUGGGUAUCAACGACGUCUACGAAGUCUUGCCCGAUUCACAAUCAGAAAAAUUGUGCCAAAAAUUGAACCACUAUUGGGAAAAAGAACAAAAGACCAGAGACUCACCAUCUAUAUGUCGCGCUGUGUUUUUUUGUUUUGGAAGAACGUUUUUUCUCGUAGGAGUUAUUCAGUUUGUUGCAGAGACCAUUAAAACCGUUUGGUCACCACACGCUCUUUCCAAACUCAUCUCUUACUUUAGUCCUGGCCAAACUGACUUGACAAAGCAAGAUGCUAUUUAUUAUGGCUGUUUGGUUGUUGGAAUCAACUUAACAAUGUCACUAGUGAGAUCUAAUUUUGAUCUGAUUUUGGCAGCUCUUUCACUAAAAGCAAGAGCUGCUGUUUCUUCACUGCUUUACCGAAAAUCGCUGAAAGUGAGUUUUGAGUCUUUCUCGGACGUGACAGCCGGGAAAAUCGUGACUAUUUUAUCAAAGGACACCGACGUUUUAGAAAACUUGUUUCGUUCAGGAAAUGGCGUAUGGAUAGCUAUGAUACAAACUUGUGUCAUCUGCAUUUUAAUUUAUCAAAAAAUAGGAGUUGCUUCCUUUGCUGGAAUAACAUUUUUCGUGGUGGUUUUCCCCCUUCAAGUAUAUAUCGGAACGUUAACCUACAGGUACAAACUGAAAUGUAGUCAAAAGACAGACGAGCGUUUGAAUUUAAUUCGAGACGUUCUGUCGGCAAUUAAGAUCAUCAAAAUGUACACUUGGGAAAAAUUUUUCGAAGACAAAAUCCACGAUGCCAGAAAAAAAGAAAUAAGGAAACUGCACAAGUUGUUUUACACCAAAGUUUGGAUAACCGUAAUUGGUAGUCUUUGCUCAAAAACUGCUUUCUUUUUGUUUGUAAUGACUUACGUAUGGAUGGGUCACAACGUGUCGGCCGAAAUUGUCUACUAUAUUGUGAGUUGUUUUAACGAUUUGGAAACUUCACUUAGUAAUGACAUACCUUCCGGAUUUUCUCAAUUUGCUCAAACAUUUGCAACGGCUACAAGAAUUGAAAGUGUAAUGAAAGCACCAGAAUUACCAACCAAAGAGACAAUAACUGAUUCAAAGGAAGCCAAAGUUUGUUUGAACAAUGUAGAUGUCACCAUUUACGAUACUAAAAUUUUGGAAAACAUAUCGUUGGUUAUUAGUGACGGUCUUAAUGUUGUUGUUGGUCAUACUGGUAGUGGAAAAACCACACUUUUGAAAACCAUUUUGGGAGAGUGUCAAACUACAGGAAAGAUUAAAGUUUGUGGAAAAAUUUCUUACGCAUCACAAGAACCUUGGCUCUUUCCUUCCACCAUCAAAAACAACAUCCUGUUUGGAGAAGAAUUCAACCAAAACCGCUAUCACCAAAUUCUCGAAAUUUGUAGUCUAGAUUACGACUUAGAUUUGCUGCCUGAAGGUGAAAACACAGUUGUGGGAGAAAGUGGUAUCAAUCUGAGCAAAGGCCAACAAGCUAGAAUAAAUCUAGCACGAGCUUUAUACAGAAAGAGCGACAUAUACUUACUGGAUGAUUGUCUUGCUUCCCUUGAUGGUAGUGUAAGUGACAGCGUUUUCCAAAAAUCCAUUUGCGAGUUUCUCAACGACAAGAUACGCAUUUUUGUGACCAGUAGCACCGAUUAUGCACAAAGGGCAGAUAAAGUCAUUGUUGUGAAUUCGAAAUGUGUUAAAUUCGGCGACGAUGUCGACAAGACUCAAGUUUCAUAUACAUUUGACAACAUAGAUGGAUCUGCUAGAUUAAAAUCGACGGAAACUCAUGAAGAGGAUUCUUUGGAAAAACAAAUCUACCACGAGAAGAAAAAGUCUGGAGUAGUUCCUCUGAAUGAUUAUCUCAGCUACGUAAAGCAUGGUGGAGGUCCUAUACUGUUUAUUUUGAUAGUGUCCCUUUUUGUUUUGAGCCAAUAUGCGACUAGCUACAGCGACAAACUUUUGAGUAGUUGGAUUACUCUAGAACAAAAUUUAACAAAUUUGAAAGAACUAAAUGAAACUGAUAAUCUAGAGUAUGAUAAUCUUUACAUAGAGAGACAACAUCAGUUGGGACUUUAUACUACAAUCGUCCUUAUGUCUAUUCUUCUCGUUGUGGUCAAGUCCUUUUCGUACUUCCAUUUUGUCCGGAUGGCAUCCAUCAGCAUCCAUAAAGCUAUGGUUCGCAAUAUCAUGAACAGUACCAUGAAAUUUUUUGAUACAUUUUUUAUUGGCAAUGUUUUAAAUCGGUUUACCAAGGAUUUUGUUACUGUGGAUGAUACUUUGCCUUUUGUAGCUAUGGAUUGUUUUACGAUGAUUUUUACUGUAUCAGGGGGAAUAAUACUUCUGACUACAGUUAAUUACAUAUUUCUUGUCGAGAGUCUUGUCCUACUGGUCGUUGCUUGCUUAAUAAAGCAGUUUUGUCAGCCCACAGGUCGUAAUUUGGAACGCCUUCAUGUUAUAUCAAGAAGUCCUUUAACGGGUCACUUAAACUCGACUUUGGAAGGUCUAACAACAAUAAGAGCAAGCAAUACCCAAGAAAUCGUCAUACAUGAAUUUGACAGACACCACGACCUAUUUACUUCCGCACUUUUGAUGGUAAUCACCAAUUUCAUCGCACUGGGUGUCUUCCUACAAUAUAUUUCUACAAUUUUCACCGCAUUGAUAAUUUUCCAAUUUCUACUCACAGACGCUGGUACCAGCGUUGGUGAUGUUGGUCUAGCCAUAACCCAGUCAUUCGUUAUUACCAGUAUAAUCAAAUCAGGAAUCACUAGUAUCGCAGAUUGUGAAAACCUAAUGGUUUCAGUUGAAAGAGUUUUGGAAUUUACGAAACUGGAAGAAGAGGAUAAAGGUGGCAAAAAUUUGAGCGGUUGGCCAGAACUUGGUUCGAUAAGUUUCAACGACGUUUCUCUAACUUACAAUGACACCAAGAUGUUAAGAAACAUCAAUUUUGACGUAAACGCGAAAGAGAAAGUUGGUAUUAUCGGUCGAACUGGCGCUGGAAAAUCAUCCAUAAUCACAAGCCUAUUUCGCAUUUACCAAACACACGGAAAAAUCACCAUAGAUGAAGUCGAUAUUAACGACGUUUCUUUAAAGUGGCUUCGAUCAAACAUUUCACUCAUCCCUCAAGACCCUUACUUGUUUCCAGGAAGCAUACGAGAAAAUUUAGAUCCUAUGAAGCAAUAUACGGACGAAGAGAUAUGGAAAGUCCUAAAGGAACUACAUCUAGAUGCUGUAAUUAAAGAGUUGGGUACUAGAGUCGACAAAGGAACUACUUUCAGUACUGGUCAGAAGCAGCUGUUGUGUUUUGCACGUGUGAUCCUUCGCAAAAACAAGAUCGUGAUUCUUGACGAAGUGACAGCCAAUGUCGAUAAAGAAACAGAAGUGUUGAUUGAAGAAAUAGUUCAAAAACACUUUAAAGAGUGCACUAUGUUGAUUGUUGCUCAUAAAUCCUUAGCUGUUUCAAACUGUUCCAAAAUAAUUGUACUCAGUAAUGGUAGGAUAAGCGAAUUUGAUGACCGAGGUGCACUAUUACAAAAUAAAAGUAGUUCCAUUCGUUAUAUAAGUAGAUAG
This is a messenger RNA of Zophobas morio, 3746 nucleotides long. RefSeq names its product probable multidrug resistance-associated protein lethal(2)03659. Gene Ontology annotation, molecular function: ATP hydrolysis activity; ATP binding; ABC-type transporter activity. The record is from RefSeq and is a predicted model, not a curated record. Lineage: Eukaryota; Metazoa; Arthropoda; Insecta; Coleoptera; Tenebrionidae. Gene Ontology annotation, biological process: transmembrane transport. The transcript is spliced from 9 exons. The coding region runs from base 75 to 3746 and encodes 1223 amino acids. Gene Ontology annotation, cellular component: membrane.